This is a messenger RNA of Bradysia coprophila, 1487 nucleotides long. RefSeq names its product vitellogenin-like. NCBI's taxonomy places the organism in Eukaryota, Metazoa, Arthropoda, Insecta, Diptera, Sciaridae. The record is from RefSeq and is a predicted model, not a curated record. Gene Ontology annotation, biological process: lipid transport. Gene Ontology annotation, molecular function: lipid carrier activity.
GUUAGCUUCUUUCGUCUAUAUAAACGCGUUGCAAUGAGAGUUUGAACGAUCAGUUAAAGUUGAGCAUUUUAGGUUCUAUCAUCAUGCAGCGGGUCAUAUCAUUGUUGAUUAUUGGUUUGAUGGGCCUGGUAGCCGUAAAAGGUCAGUGGAAGCUAAACCAGGAGUACAAUUACAACGUUUUUACGAAGACACUAGCUGCUUCAAAGGACGAUACAUGGAAUGGUGAAGUAUUCCAAGCUCGGUUGACCCUUCGUCCAGAACCGGAUGGAGUGUGGUUCGGAAUGUUAAGUCGACCACGGUAUGCUCAAUUUCAAACAUCGAGAAGUCACGCAGAUUUGGACAUGCACAACAUGAAUUACAACGAUCUUCCAAUGGAUCAGCCAUUCAACAUUGUAUUGAGAAAUGGAGUUGUCAGAGCGUUGCUGAUUAAUCGCAAAUUGAAUGAAAAUCAAGUAAACCAAUUGAAGUUCGUCGUGAAGGCAGUCAUGAAUCAACUCCAAAUUGACGGAAAUGCCCAAAACCGAAUGGACGGAGACAAUGCUGCUUACAAUGUGAACGAGCUAACUAUGAUGGGAAACUGUGAAACGGUCUAUGAAAUUUCUCCAUUGCCACAAUAUUUGUCUCGAUCCAGCGAUUUAGUUCCAUUGCCCAGAUUACAACGACAAGAACAAUUUAUUGAUGUAGUUAAGAGCAGAGAUUAUAGCAGGUGCAACCAGCGAAACCAGAGAAGAAAGUCUAAUCCGAACCCUAAUGCAAAUACAGUUCCACCACUCACACUCACUGAAGUUAGCCGUAUCAUACUUUCGGGUUCACUAAGUGAUUACACUGUUCAAUCGUCAGUUACAACAAUAAAAUCGCUUGAACGUUUAAAUGGGCCGCUCGAAACUAUUGCCUAUGUUAAUAUAACACUGGAAUCAGUUGAUGACAACGCAAGAUAUUCUCCGAUUCAGGUCGACACUCUUAUGGAUGUUGAAAACAACUAUUCACCAAGUUCUUCGCGUAAAAAUGUUGAACAUGAUCUUCGCCUGAUGGAUGUACCGUAUCCAGAUUUGAACGGCUAUUAUGAGACAUCUUAUUGUAUUGAGUACAACCCAAAUACUUACAUAAUUUGCAAUAGACUUUUUGGUGCUGAGUUUGAAAGUGUUCCUGAAGGAGCUAUACCAUGUGGUUACUUUCUUGGAAAGAAGGCAUUGUGUCAACGUAGAUAUCCAUAUUGUAUGCGAUCAGCGUGUUAUCCGUUACUUCAAACUGAUAUGUGCAAGGAGUACGGCAGUGAGCUACCUGUCCAAAGAGGCACAAUGGAAAUUUGUAGCCCAGGAUUCGUAAGUGCGAGAUGUUGCCCGAAUUAACAUUGGAAAUAUAACACCCAACGUUGAUCGUGCCAAUUGCAUUUUAGAUAAUAAGACUCUUGAAGAUAACGACGUUUCUAUGGAAAUUUAGAUUUACUUUCAUUGAUUACAACAAUUUUUUAUAUAUAAAACUACUUC